UGUGAAAUAAAUAAUGAUGUUGUGGGGCGUGUAUGAAAAAAGGCACAGCUUUCAAUCUACGACGGAGUAAAACUGGGGUAUUCACUCUGCUGACUUUCGCUUAUGUUGAUCAAAAUUAAGCCCGUUGUUAUCAUGGUUUUUACUGCGAACAUGUGACAUAACAUAUGGUACAGAAUUUCACGAAAGAUAACACAGACGCCUUAAUUUGGUGAUCUAAUCACAAUAGGAAACUACAGGAAUUAUUACAUGAGGAAUUGCUCACCAUAAUUUGGAUUUAUAUACGGGAUUUUGAUUUUCAGCUGGCAGAGACUAACUAUGAAUACUAGUGCGAACUCAAGUAUGAACGCGACCGCGUCGACAACCUCUGCGAUUGACCUCGGGAGUGGUUUCAUAGCAAGAAACAUCGUCAUAGCAACUUCUGUGGCGAUUCUCAUCCUAGCUGCUUUCGUCGGUAACAUCAUAGUCGUUGUAAGUUUUACAAUGUUCAGAAACCUUCGCACGAUGACGAACUACUUUUUGGUCAGCCUUGCCUUAUCCGAUAUUCUCGUGGCGGUUUUUGUUAUGCCCGUGUUUCUAUUGUGGGUACUUUACCAGCCACGUAAUUUUUUCACCCAUGCAAUUGCUUUGCGCAAAAUUUGGAUGGUCAUGGACAUUGGAUUUUGUUUUACGAGCGUGUGUUCUCUAUGUGCCAUAGCCAUCGAACGAAACCUUGCUAUAUCACACCCGUUUUACUACACGAAGCUCAUGUCUCCUUUGAGGGUCUACCUCACCAUUGCCUUUAUCUGGGUGUUUUCGUUGACCGUCGCCAUUCUUGUGAAUCAUGGUGGUAUAACCAUAGAUAUAGCCAAACAUUUGUCCGUGUUUGUUGCCGUGGUUAGCUAUUUCAUUCCGUUGUUGAUUAUCCUGGUUAUGUACAUGAAGAUUUGGAGAGUUGCCCGUCGUCAAGCUAAACGUCUACGUCAGGACGGCGCCUUGGCAACGGACUUCAAAGCCAUCAAGACAAUAGCUAUUGUUAUUGGGACGUUCUUCGUUUGUUACACUCCUCAGAUGAUCUCUAUAUUUUGGAUUCACUUUCGCGUAAAACCAUAUUUACCUACUGUUGCGAACAUCAUGAUAAAAUGGAUUACGUAUUUCAACUGUUGUGUUAAUCCAGUGAUCUAUUCGUGUUUCAAUAAAACAUACCGGAACGGCUUUAAGAAACUCUUUGCGAUCAUCAAGACAAGAUUUCGCGAUCUUCGUACGCGCUCUAGUGACAAAAGGUCGCGAAAGAUUAGCCGAAGUCGGAUUUCGUUGAACAUAACAUUACGAACGAGUGUCGGUUCCCUAUUGGACAGUUCAAAGUUGCCACCGUCCAUGGCACAAGCACGUGUUUCAAACCAACAGCGUUGCUCAGUUUUGUCCACAUCUCAGAACAUGUUGAGCCCAGUUGAUAAGAAUGACAACCACGACCGUUGCUCUCUCACACAAAGCAAACAACGCAAAGAAAGUGAGGUUUUCGUGAAUGUUUCUGCCGAAGAUAUUGCUGACUCACAACAAUGAUGAGACUCAGAAGAGAAACGUCCAUGGAUUUCCCUUGUUUCCGCAGAAAACCUUCUAAAUGUGGGGACUGUUCAUUUAAAAUGCUGUGAACGCAAUCAUCUACACUAGAUGUUUCAAGAACUAGAUAUAGAACAUCACUUGUCUUUAUACUAAAUAGUUAACCUGGAUAGUCCAUGAUGUCCAACGUCGACCACACGAAGACACUCCAUAUUCAUGCUUAUCUUACAAAGAUCAUCGAAUAUCUCAAACCAGUGCAGAGCUUGUGUUUUCUAUAUACAUUCUAUCAUUUUAAAGGCUAGACGAAAGUCCAUCUGUCAGGAUAUAAACACUCUAAGACACACAAAUGGAACCGAAUGCACUACAAAGACACAUUACCGUGGAAACUUUGUUUUCCAUCGUAUCUGCUAAGAGCUACUGGUUUUGUAAAUGUUUUUCUUUAAAAUAAGUUAUUUGCUAAACACUGUGAUGUACUUGCUUUUACGUUUGUACAUAGGAUUUGUUUUUUACAUCAAUGCAUCUUUUAAUGUACAUAUCGUUGCUUCUCUAUACUCAAUUGCGCAUAUCAAUCAGCUGCUUAAAAAAUGUGAUCAAUCUUUCAUGCAAUAGGACGAAACUUUAGUAGAUAUGUAUAUUUUACUAUUUAGCAGCAAAAGUAUUGCUUUUGUUUGCCUGUUUUGUUUUAAUAUCAUGAAAAACAAGAUCAAUCUUUAAUGCCAAUAUUGAAA
This is a messenger RNA of Xenia sp. Carnegie-2017, 2264 nucleotides long. RefSeq names its product histamine H2 receptor-like. Gene Ontology annotation, molecular function: neurotransmitter receptor activity; G protein-coupled serotonin receptor activity. Lineage: Eukaryota; Metazoa; Cnidaria; Anthozoa; Malacalcyonacea; Xeniidae. The coding region runs from base 316 to 1539 and encodes 407 amino acids. Gene Ontology annotation, biological process: G protein-coupled receptor signaling pathway, coupled to cyclic nucleotide second messenger; chemical synaptic transmission. Gene Ontology annotation, cellular component: dendrite; membrane. The transcript is spliced from 5 exons. The record is from RefSeq and is a predicted model, not a curated record.